AUGUGUCGCAAAUCUAACGGCCGUGAUAGNAUUCAAACCAUCCAAGAAUCUCUGAAACGAAACCCCAACCUCAAAGUUUCCUUUUUGACGGAUUCUCUCCGAGGAACCAGAGAGACACCAAAAGCAUCAUGUGCUACUUUGCUGGCGGCCCUGAUCGAUGAGUUCGGCCCAGACCGUGUCGGAGUAUGCAUGUACCACACACCAAACCUCACCGGCAUUCGCAAGUCCCUGAUUCCCAAGCGCAUCAACGAAGGCUGGGGAUUACAACAUAUGAAGCUCUACGGUAUCGACGACGAGAUCAUCAUGUCAGGUGCAAACCUUUCUUCUGAUUACUUUACCAACCGCCAGGACCGCUACCACCUGAUUUCUUGCAAGCGUAUCACCGACUACUUUGCCAAGGUGCACGACACAGUGUGUAGCAUUAGCUAUCGCGUAGUACCGAAUGGUUCUGCACCUGGAGGGUUCAACCUUGACUGGCCGACCACAAACGCACAUCCGGCACCUUUGACAGAUCCCAAGGAGUUCAUCACUCAAGCCACUAAACUGCUUGCUCCUUUACUGAAGCCUGCCACUUCGACUCUUACCCCGACAUCGCAAACGGAUACACAAAUAUAUCCCCUCCUUCAACUAACACCUCUCCUCAAGCCUGAUACAUCAACCGAACUCCCAGCUCUCACCACCAUUCUCAAGACCUUGGCCACCCCAGCUUUCGCAGGAAGCAAAUGGACNUUUACAGCUGGUUACUUCAACAUGACGCCCUGGCUGCGUGACUUGCUCUUGGCAUCCAAUCCAGCAUCUGCAAAUGUCAUUGCUGCCUCGCCAUGGGCAAACGGCUUCUACGGUUCUCCUGGUGUAUCAGGAAUGCUGCCGGCAGCAUACACACUCCUCGGUCGCCGCUUCCUCUCUUCAGUCCAGAAAGCCGGGCUCGAGAACCAAAUCACGCUCAAGGAGUGGAGAAAAGGCACGGUCAACACACCAGGCGGUUGGACGUAUCAUGCAAAGGGUAUCUGGGUGACUCUCAAGGAUGAACCUGGUCCCAGUGUCAGUUUGAUCGGUAGCAGCAACUACACGAAGAGAAGCUACAGUCUGGAUCUGGAAGCGAAUGCGUUGAUUGUCACGAGGGAUUUAGGCUUGAUGAAGAGAUUGAAGGAGGAAGAAGAGUGGUUGCAGGAGUAUGCUACCAAGGUUGACCAAGGGACGUUUGAAAAGACGGAACGUAGGGUUGGUCUGCAUGUGAGGAUUGCCAUGUGGAUUGUGACGCUGGUCGGCGGUGCUCUGUAA
Molecule: messenger RNA, 1281 nt
Organism: Aureobasidium uvarum
Lineage: Eukaryota; Fungi; Ascomycota; Dothideomycetes; Dothideales; Saccotheciaceae
Source: the annotation of a GenBank genome assembly